This is a messenger RNA of Drosophila kikkawai, 2177 nucleotides long. It is a transcript of the gene ERR, whose product is annotated as estrogen-related receptor. Lineage: Eukaryota; Metazoa; Arthropoda; Insecta; Diptera; Drosophilidae. Gene Ontology annotation, cellular component: chromatin; nucleus. Gene Ontology annotation, molecular function: zinc ion binding; nuclear steroid receptor activity; nuclear receptor activity. The record is from RefSeq and is a predicted model, not a curated record. Gene Ontology annotation, biological process: regulation of transcription by RNA polymerase II.
UGUCACAUACCCAAGUCCGUGCGUGCCAGCCCUGGUUCACAAUAAAAAAAUAAAAUUACAUUUUAAUCUUUCUAAUAUGCAAAUAUACCCCCAAAUUCCGGCGAAAACAGGCUGGAGACAAUAAAAACAACCGCAAGGCAUGUGACGUGAACGCAAUCGAAGUACAUUUCGUGCCUUUCCGAGUGCUAACUCCCAGUCUGGACGCACAAAAUCGAUGCAGAUGCUGUCUGCAUCGCCCAAUCUUAUGGAAAAUGCAUUAAAUAAAUCGCCAACCGAAAGCAAUAAAAGCUAAAAAGAAUAAUCAGUUUAUUAAAAAUAAACUCCAGCGCGUGGAAGAUUAGUUCCAAAACUCUAGUUUCGAAAGAUGCAGACAGACAACAAAAGCAAUAACAAAGUGCUCGAAUAGAACCAAAAUACCACACACACACAGACAACCGCGGAGGCCAACACACACACACACACCAAUAUGUAUUGAUGUUGCCAAUCGCUGCUGAUUACACAAAGAUCCUCAAAAAUACUUUAUCCAACGCUCGAAUAUGUCUGACGGCGUCAGCAUCUUGCACAUCAAGCAGGAGGUGGACACUUCCUCCGCUGGCGGCGGAGCCUCCUGCUUUAGUCCCAGUUCCAAGCCCACAACAACCACGCAAAGCAGCAGCAAUGGCAUGAAGUCCUCGCCUUCUGUUUCACCGGAGCGGCAGCUCUGCAGCUCCACCACUUCCCUAUCCUGUGAUCUGCACAAUGUCUCGCUGAGCAAUGAUGGUGAUAGUCUUAAGGGUGGCGGAACGGGCAGUGGCACCAGCGGCGGCGGAGGAGUUGUAAAUAGUGCCAAUGGAGGUAAUGCCACUAAUACCAGCGCCGGAACUGGAUCCGGCUCUGUGCGGGAUGAGCUGCGCCGCCUGUGCCUGGUGUGUGGCGAUGUGGCCAGCGGUUUCCACUAUGGCGUGGCCAGCUGUGAGGCCUGCAAGGCCUUCUUUAAGCGCACCAUCCAGGGCAACAUUGAGUACACCUGCCCGGCGAACAACGAGUGCGAGAUAAACAAGCGAAGGCGCAAGGCCUGCCAGGCGUGUCGCUUCCAAAAGUGUCUGCUCAUGGGCAUGCUCAAGGAGGGUGUGCGCUUGGAUAGAGUACGAGGAGGUAGGCAAAAGUACCGGCGGAAUCCCGUAUCCAAUUCGUACCAGACGAUGCAGUUGCUCUACCAGUCCAACACCACCUCGCUGUGCGAUGUGAAAAUACUGGAAGUGCUCAACUCGUACGAGCCGGAUGCUUUGAGCGUUCAGACGCCGCAGCAACAGCAGGUGCACACGACAACAACGUCGACAACGACGACCAGUGGGAAUGAUGAGGCCUCCUCCUCGUCGGGCAGCAUCAAGCUAGAGUCUAGCAGUGUCUCGGCUGUCACACCAACCAAUGGGACUUGCAUUUUCCAAAACAAUAACCACAACGAUCCCAAUGAGAUCUUGAGCGUGCUGAGCGACAUCUACGACAAGGAGCUAGUCAGCGUGAUUGGCUGGGCCAAGCAGAUACCCGGCUUCAUUGAUUUACCCCUCAACGAUCAGAUGAAGCUUCUGCAGGUGUCGUGGGCGGAGAUAUUGACGCUGCAACUGACAUUUCGUUCGCUGCCGUUCAACGGCAAACUCUGCUUUGCCACGGACGUCUGGAUGGACGAGCUGCUGGCCAAAGAGUGUGGCUACACGGAGUUUUACUACCACUGCGUGCAGAUAGCUCAACGCAUGGAGAGGAUAUCGCCGCGCAGGGAGGAAUACUUUCUGCUAAAGGCUCUGUUGCUGGCCAAUUGUGACAUUCUGCUGGAUGAUCAGAGCUCGCUGCGCGCCUUCCGUGACACGAUUCUCAAUUCUCUGAACGAUGUGGUCUACCUGCUGCGUCAUUCUUCGGCUGUGUCGCAUCAGCAACAGUUGCUACUGCUGCUGCCGUCGCUUAGGCAGGCAGACGAUAUACUCCGACGUUUCUGGCGAGGAAUUGCUCGUGACGAGGUCAUCACCAUGAAGAAACUGUUUCUGGAGAUGCUCGAGCCGCUGGCCAGGUGAAAAAACAGAAAACAGAUCUAGCUGAUAAGCAAAUAGGUGCAAAUAUAGUCAUAGCUUAGAUUAAGCGUAGGGAUAAGCCAUGUACAUAGAUAGUAAAAAUACUGGUGGGGCCUAAGAUUAGUUGGCAGAGAA